GAUAUUUUAUAUUUUUGAUAAACAACAUGGCGUCAUUUAUUGUCCGGUACUCAUGACUGCAACAAGUCGUGUCCCGUUUUAACUUAUUUUAGAUCGUUGUUUGGUGUUUCGCGUUUGAAAAAAAAAAAAAAAAAAAAACGUGAGUUCAGAUUAUUGUGUGCUAUUUAAACUGACUUUGAUUUGUGAGCGAUACAAAACAUUGGAGAAUGCCUAAACGAGGAAAAGAGCCGAGACCAUCGAGUCGUCAUUCUGGUGGUCGUUUUUCACCACCAUCACAACCACUACGGCAAUCUAGAAAUGAUUAUCCAAUUGCAGGAUCUUCACGUUCAACGUGUGAUUCUACUUCUGGAAGAAGAUCACCUCAUACCAAAGAUAAUAUCAAAAAAUCUAAUGGAAACUUACAUCCUGGAAAUUCUUCUACUAACAGAAUACAUAUGAAUGUAAAUAGUAGUCCAAUCAUAUUGACUGAUGACGAUGAUGACGAUGACAAUGUUUAUAAGAAUUUAGAUACUUCUGUGAAUUUAUUUCGAGAAAAUGGAAAUAAAUCAAAACCUGACUCAGGCGAAGGUGCAAGUCUUGUGAAACAUUACGUACCUUCUACUGAUAGAUAUCAUUCAUCACAAAAUGCUCCUGAAAAACCAGUGUUUAGAGGACCAGAAACUGAUGUAUUGCAUGGUAUGGGAAAUGACAAAUUAAAAGUUAUUCGAGUUCAAAUGAUACGAUCAUCUGAUUCUCAACAAAAUGAUUCAUUUCGUAAAGCUUAUGUAGUUGAAGAUUCAGUGGCUGGAAAUAGAUCAACAGAUAAUAAUCAUCAAGAUUUUGAAGAACGGCAAGUUCAUUUCAAUCAAAAUAAUCAACAGAUACUUUAUGAUAAUGAUAAGAAUUAUGGAAUAAUUCAUCCUUUGAGUCCAACCAGAUUAAUGUCUCGUGAUCAAAGUUUAUCCCCACUUGUUAAUAUGGUUCGUCCGCCAUCUCCUCCAUUACCUUAUUCUCCUGAAUGUGAUCAUUUCAAUUCUGACAACAAUAUGUUACGCAGAGAUAGAUCAAAGCACUCUCCAGAAAGAAAUCUUCAUGAUCGUCCACCAAGGACAGAACAUUUUUUGGAACAACUUAAGAUGGAAAACUUUUCUUCUGGCCCUCCUCCAGAACCUAGAUCACCAGAAAUGCAACGUUUUAGACCAGGUGAUCACAAUAGACAUCGUAUGAAGGAUGACCCGAUUCAUUAUGAAGAACGUCCCAGACAUAGUGGAUCUCCUGUAUAUUUUGAGAAUCAUUAUCAGUACAACAGAAGUAUGUCACCUAAUAACAGACCAUUUUCUCCUAAUCAUGAACAACAAUUACCAAUUACUCCACCGUCAUUACGUGAGCUUUCUUCACCUUUGAGAGAUCGUCCACCACACCCCAAUGAGCGUCCUCGAAGAAGACGCACACCACCACCUAGACGGGAUCGUUCAAGAGAAAGACGACGUCGCAUUUCACCUAGAAGAAGAACACCACCACCUGUUCGUUCACCUAUGAAGCGUAGAGAGAAUGGUAAAAAACGAGGGCCUAAUAAAAAUCUGGAAGCACGAAAACGAGAAGCCAAAGAAAGAAAAAGACGAUCUCAAUCCAAACCAAAACCUGCAGCACAACAAGAACAUCAGCAACAAAAUUCAUUCCAGCAACCUCCACCACAGCCUAUGUAUCCGCCACCACCCCCACCUGGAGUUGUUCGAAUGCCACCGAGACCUUUCCCUCCAGGACCCAUGAUGAUUCCAUUACGACCACCUCCCCCCUUUCCACCACCAAUGGGAGCAUGGAGGCCACCACGUCCACCAAUGCAAGCGCCUCCUUCUGGUUGGCCAUAUCCACGCCCAAGGCCAUUCUACUUCCCCUACUAAAUGGAGUGGCUACGAAUAUUUAGAUUUUAAUAUUUUUUAACUGUGUGUAUUUCAAACAAUUUUGAGUUCAAUAAUAAAACAAUUCC
This is a messenger RNA of Melanaphis sacchari, 1966 nucleotides long. RefSeq names its product serine/arginine repetitive matrix protein 1-like. The record is from RefSeq and is a predicted model, not a curated record. Gene Ontology annotation, biological process: actin filament polymerization. The transcript has 11 exons. Lineage: Eukaryota; Metazoa; Arthropoda; Insecta; Hemiptera; Aphididae. Bases 207 to 1880 code for a protein of 557 amino acids. Gene Ontology annotation, cellular component: cytoplasm; actin filament. Gene Ontology annotation, molecular function: actin binding; microtubule binding.